Molecule: messenger RNA, 1083 nt
Organism: Trichophyton benhamiae CBS 112371
Lineage: Eukaryota; Fungi; Ascomycota; Eurotiomycetes; Onygenales; Arthrodermataceae
Exons: 1
Coding region: 1-1083 (360 amino acids)
Source: RefSeq, a predicted model, not a curated record
AUGGCGACGGCGCACAUGCAGCGGCCCUACCCGCCCAUCUACCACCCUGCCUCCUCCGUCGCCCAGCAGGACCAGCAUGGCCGCUCGCUCUACGCCCAACCGCCAGCCCUCGGCAUGUACGCCGCCGCCGCCGCUGCCUACCCCCAGUACUCGCCCAUGAGCUCCCUCCCGCCAUACCAGCACCACCAGCAGCAGCCGCCGCACCAGCAACAGCCUCACCAGCACCAGCACCAGCAACAUCCGCCGCCGCCGCACCACCACCAGCCGCAGCACCAGCAGCACCAGCAGCACCCUCCCCAGACCCAGGGCAUGCUGAUGAGCCCCGUCUCCGCGCCCAUGCCCCAGAUGCAGCACCAGCAGCAGCAGCAACACCCUCAGCAGCCGCCGCCGCCGCAGCAGCAGCACCAGCAGCAGCAGCAGCCUCCCCAGGGCCCGUCACAGGUCAGCCCGCGCAUGAAGCUCGAGAGCAGGCCCCAGACGUCUUCUUCGCCAACAACAAACUCCGGCGCCGCUCCGGGGCCCAUCCCGGCAACCACCCCGCUCGUCGUCCGGCAAGACACAAACGGCGUGCAGUGGAUCGCCUUCGAGUACUCCCGCGACCGCGUCAAGAUGGAAUACACCAUCCGCUGCGACGUCGAGAACAUCAACAUUGAGACUCUACCGCAGGACUUCAAGACCGAGAACUGCGUCUACCCGCGCGCCUGCUGCACCAAGGACCAGUACCGCGGCAACAGGCUCGUCUACGAAACAGAGUGCAACGCCGUCGGAUGGGCGCUGGCUGAGCUCAACCCGUGUCUCAGGGGCAAGAGAGGCCUCAUCCAGCGGGCGGUCGACAGCUGGCGCAACUCGCAUCAGGACCCGCGGCUGAGGAGCCGGAGAGUCAAGCGCAUGGCUAAAGCGAAUAAUCGCAAGGCGGUGGCCCAGCAUGCCUCGCAUCUCAGCCAGCACCAGCAGCAGCACCCCCAGCAGCACCCGCAGCAGCAGCAGGCUCAGCAGCAGCCGUUGCCGGGUCUGCCGCCGCAUCAGCCGCAUGAGAGCCAUGCAGAGGACGUCAAUGUUAGCGGUAUGUUUCAGCAGAUGUAA